ACAAGGCUUAUUGCACGACUUGUCAUUUUCGUGCACAGAGCAAAAUACUGUGUUGCUUUAGAUAGUUGUAGAAACACUGAUAGAAAGCUUUUGGACAUGGACAAUACUGCUGGUACCUUCACUGCCACUGGCCAUGGGCAACUAGAUGUAUCGACGGACACACAAACUAGCGGAACGAGGCUCGGAGAAAUGACUCUUGCUGAAGUGAAAAAGCAACUCGAGACCAACACAGCUCGAUUAGAACAAUUGCCAGGCAGCUCGUCACACUCUGAGGCUUAUGAAAAGAUAAAGCAACUCAGAAAAUUGAAAGCACAUCGAAUGCAGAAUAGAGAGCAUAAAACAAACGAGAUGGUGAUGCAAGAUUUGCAGCAACUUCAGUCUGAGUACCAGAGUGAUUUGCAAGUGGCUACAGCUCGAGAACAGGCAUAUCAAGUAUUUCACACAAUGACUAGAGAAGAUUUGCAAAGCAUUGAAGAAAAGAAGAGACAAGAGUUGGAAGGAUUGUUAGAUGAGUCAAACUCACUAGAGCAACAAGAAAUGAAAAUUCAUGAAGAUAUUGUAAAGUUGCACAAAAGUUUGCUUCAACCAGAGUCUACUAGUCUCCAAAAUUACAGCAGCAUAGAAAAACAGGGAAUUAAGGAAUUGGCUGGUUAUGAUCAGUUAGUGAAGCAGAGUUAUAAGAAAGAUGCUCGAAGAGCAGAAGAGAGGGGAAAAUUGGAACAGUUGGCAUUAAGUCAGGGAAGGCAAAUAGCUCAGCUAGAUAUGCAAAGAAAGCAAUUAGAGGAACAGCAAGCAGGCAUUAGAGAAAAGUUAUUGCCAGUACAGUCUUCAUCACUUGGUUCUUCCCAGAGGUUAGGGUCAGCAUUUUUUGACAGACUGAAGGAUGACAAACUUCGUGGAGAGGCUAGAUUGCGACAACUUAGAGAGAGAGUACGCGAUGAAGAAUUUCGUGAACAGAGAAUUCUGGAACAGGCCUUAAAUGAUCUUCAUGUCGAUAAGUUUUUGAGACCAUUGUCGUCUACAAAGUCAGAGACCAGUCACUUGGAUAAGGUUAGCAGACCUUCUACAAGAGAAGUUGUGGAUCAUAAAGUAAAUGAGGUGCCAAAGAAUGCUGCUGCAGCUGCAGAAGAUGAUUCACUCAUGGCUGCAGUCAGAGCACUGCGAAGAACAUACUUGAAAACAGGCGGCAAGGACACAAAGAUACUUGCCCAGAUUCAAGAGCUUGAAGAGCAGGCAUAUCAUCAACAGUAUUCUACACAGCAGCUGCAUGCUAAGCAAAUGUUUCCUCCAGUCUCAAUGCAUCAGUUUGCUGCUCAUCCAAUUUCUACUGGCGUUUCUCACCAAACUUGGCAACUCAUUAAGCUUGUUCAGGAAGGAAAUGCAAAGCUGAUGGAGGAAAUAAAUCAGAAAAGAUCACAAAGUGCAAGAAAUUUACCAUUAGAUCAUUCACUUCAUCAGUUAGAACUUGAUAAUCAGAAAGAAGUAAUGAAAUUGAGGUAUGAGAUUGAGAUGGCAAGACAGAAAACUGAGCUGGCACGAAUUGAAUUUGAUCGUGAAAAACUAAAGCCCUAUGAACAAAGAAUUCAUGCACCACAACACUUACAUGCAGCUUUGAUGGACCAAUUGGAUCCCAGUCAUUAUGACUCACAUGGUGGGUUUUCAAUAUUCUGGGACUUUGUUGUUGGUCUAAAUUCUGCAUAUUCUCAUGUUAACUUGAUGACGGCGAUAGUCAGCAGUUCUACAAAUAGGAGCAAUCACAAGGCUCUUCCUCCAGUUCAGUGCAGGCUACCUGGGCAUUCUACUGCUGUUGCAGGAAACGUAGCUGUUAUGGCAAUGAAGCAGUCAUUUCCACAAUUUAUUGCCUCUGAUGAUUACACCUUUAUUGUGGAGUUACAAGGUAGAGUAGAUCACUUAUCGAAAUCAGUAGCCACUGGGGAAUGCAAGGCAGUGGGAUGGACAAAGAUUGGUUUGUUUGAUCAAGAAAGUCGGAUACUGAGUGGAAGGUGGAAACUACUCAUUAGAAUUUCACCGGCCAUGCCAGAUAUGCCUUUGAAUGAACUUUAUCAAGUUCCUCAGGUUAAUCAAACAGAACUCUGCCUUCGCAUUGUAAAUUCACGGGAUGUUGCAAUUCAAUCACAAGUCAAAAUGGAACCUCACCUUCAUUACCACAUGUAUAAGUAUCCAGAUAGUAUUACAGGGUUGACUGAAGAUGUCAAUCGUCCACUAUCAGUAGGAACUGGAUUUAGGCCAUCUAGUGUUUCAGUUAGAACAAGACAGAGUAAUGCUCGCACUCCAACUAAAAUUGAAUCUGCUCCAAGUAUUUCUUCAGUUGAUGACAACGACGUUAGAACAAGCUCUCCUGGCGAGGUUGCAGAGACAGUUGGUUUUCAGAUUCAAAGAGUACGAGACGUUUGGCCAGGGGUUGCUGUGGUAAAACUGAAAGGCUAUCAGUCUAAUGGAAAGCCAAUGAUUACUUCAGCUGGCAAUUUAGUUUGGGAAAGUUCACCUGUCACAUCAAAUUUUCUAGAUCGUGUAUAUGAAUUUGGACAUCAGAAGGUGUCAUUUGAUCAGCCUUUUCUUCACCGUGGCAUAACAGUAAUGGUUGAGCUUUGGAUCGGCAAAAGAGUGAGAGUGCUGUUACAGCAGGAUAGCGGUGUAGUGCAGAAGGAAGAAGAAGAAGAAGAAGAGCAUGUCGAUGAGGAAAGACUGGAUGACUACGAGAAAGAUUUGGAAGAGGAAUUUGAUUCAAAAGAUCCUGAAAAGGCAAAAAGAAGAGGAGUAAAAAUUGUAUAUGAAGAUCAGAAACUAGUCGGCUGGAGUGCUUUUGGUCUAGUCAACUUUGCUAAAGAAGAUUAUCGAGAUGAAGAAGGAGCUCAAGAAGAGGAAGAGAGAGAUGGGAACAAGCUUAUCAUUUGUGACGGAUUUCAUAGAUUGCCUCUGUUUAAGGCUGAAGUCAUGCCAAAGCCUGAAGACCUUGUAUUACCGAUUGUAGGUUCUACUACUGAUCCUUAUGAACGUAUUGGCAAUGGUGUAUUGUCACUGAGAGUUUACUCUGACGUACUGCCUCGCUCAACCUCUCCAGCUUCUGAUAUUUCUGAAAUCAGGUCGAUAUCACCACCUUAUGAAGCGUGGAUUCCUCAUCAAAGAGAAGAUUUUUCAUCAGAUCCCUUUUUCCAUGGUGAUGGGUUUGAUUUUUAUAUUGAUGGUGCUCGUUUUUUGCCAGAUAUUGUCACUGCCACAAGGGUGUCUGGGAGAAUCUUCAACCACAAAUACAUAAAAGUGGGAAGCAAGGUUGAUAUUUCUACAGAUAUUGACCUUGAGUCUAUUGUAUACAAUCCAAAGUACAACUACUGCCUACGAGUUCGUGACGAGCGUUUGCCUCCAACAUCGACUAUCUUACUCAAGAUGUACACGAGAUGUCGGCAGACUAAAGAACUUGUUGUUGUUGGAUACUCUGUUUUGAAUGUUUUUGUUGCAUCUGGUUCUGAUCAGCAGCCUGCUACUGACAGUUCGACGAUACCUAUUUGUCUCAAUGAAGGAGAACAUCAAUUACGAAUUAGAAGAUGCUUGCCAAAGCUUUCACGUACAAUGAAUGUGUCAUUUCUAGAUGAGGUCCCUGUUGUUCCCUGUGCAAGUCUUCUUGUUAGACUAGUUCAUGAUAGAGACUACCGGUAUCGUCAACACCCAGAAAGUCAUACUCUUCCAGUUCCUGACUAUACAGAUGGCGUUUACUAUUCUAUGGAAUGUGAACCCUCAAAAGGAGAAAGUAGGCUGUUUGCUAACAUGAUGACAAGGCUCUCUUUGAGUGUUAGAGACUCAAUGUCAUUAUUUGGAGAUGGUACUGAAAAGCAUCAGCGAGACGAUUAUGGAAGACGACAAUGGAUAGCUAAACGAUUAUGGCGUCUUCAAGAAGAUAACCCAUCAGAGAUUGACCUUACAUACUUAUCUCGAUAUACACCAAGUUGUGGUAUUCAGGUAGCUGUUGAUAGUGCUCAAAACUUGCCGUGGUCUAAGGUGACUCAGUGCAUCUACUGCUUUGCUCCUCCUGCAUCUUUCUACUUUGGUCAUACUGAUGAUCUUGUGUCUUACACUAAAUCAUUGGACUGGUCCAGUAAUCAGAAAUGCCCCGAGUGGCGAGAUGGUUUUAAAUAUUUUGGAAGACGUCGACUUCAUAGAUAUCUGGCUGUUGUCAUACAUUUGAUAGCUAUGGACACUGGUAGACGAGGAAGACUGAAAGUGGCAGAUGAAGCAUGGACGGCUCUACAAGUGUUUUCUGAUGGCUACGUGUACACUAACAGAUACCAGCUUCCUUUGUAUGAAGGAAAACCGAAUAAAGUAGUUUUUGACUACUUGAGACACUAUCCAGUAAGUACAGCAUUGCGCGAUCUUAUUGGACAGAGAAAGGUAAGAUUACUCGAUGGAGCAUCAGUGUUUGCUCGGAUUGCAGACGGGCGCAGAAGCGAAGAAGUCUUCACUUCAACAGCAGCUAAUCUUAAUUAUCUUCCUGAAGAGCAACGGUUGAAAUACACAACUGUUCGAGGGCAUCAAAAGAAAUUGUGUGAUCUCAUUCCAAAGGGUGCAAAUGAAAAUGAAUAUGAAGAAAAGCUGAUGAAGGAGUUCAGUGAGCUAUUGGCCGAUUUGCUCAACAGAAACAAGAGAAAAUAAGAAUAUAGUCUGAGGAUUUGUGUGUUAAUUCCAUUCGAAAUACAGGCAGUUUUUAUCAUUUCAUAACUUAUUUAAUCUUUAGAACUCAUGGAGGUCAUAUUUUAACUGAAAGUGUGAUUCUAUUAAACAUUUUGAUUGUACAAUAUUUCUUGACAUGAAUAUAAAAGGGCUAGAACGUUGCCUUUA
Corticium candelabrum is the source of this 4851-nucleotide messenger RNA. RefSeq lists its product as uncharacterized. Lineage: Eukaryota; Metazoa; Porifera; Homoscleromorpha; Homosclerophorida; Plakinidae. The transcript has 33 exons. The record is from RefSeq and is a predicted model, not a curated record. Bases 97 to 4665 code for a protein of 1522 amino acids.